AUGAAUAUACUUUGGCAACCCAUUUGCAUCUAUGUGCCGGCGCUAACACUAAAUCAAGUUUCCGGCAUAAGUGUGCAUACAAUAGUGCCAAUCACCAGCCUCAUUUGCAUUAUCUAUACCAGUGUUGGUGGCAUUAAGGGUGUUGUCUGGACAGAUGUUAUUCAAGGCAUUGUAAUGGUUGGUGCCAUGGGAUUUGUUAUUGUCAAAGGCACCUACGAUUUGGGUGGCUUAUCAGUGGUUUUGGAACGUAAUCGAGAAUUCGAUCGUUUAGUGGGUCCUGACAUGACCUUUGAUCCCACGGUGCGUAUGGGCGUCCUUGCCCUGCUUGUUGGUGGUGCAUUUUUUAAGAUGCAAGCUAAUUGUAUAAACCAGGGGGCAGUGCAGCGGUUUAUGACUUUGCCGAACAUUAAGGCAGUCAAACAAACAUUAGUAAUAUCCCUAACAGGCUUCAUCAUAGUCAUGGCCAUGUGCAUUUACAUUGGAAUGCUUGCGUUUGCAGAAUUCUAUCACUGUGAUCCCAUAACCACGGGAUUGGCACGCGCCAAGGAUCAGGUAAUACCGCUGUAUGUCAUGCAAAGUGCUGGUGCCGUGCCCGGCUUUGUGGGUCUCUUUGUGGCAGGAGUGUUUAGCGCUGCACUCAGCUCUCUCUCCACUGCACUCAACUGCCUUUCCGCUGUGGUGCUUAAGGAUUUCAUCGAACCCCAUCGCAGUCGUCCGCUAACUGAACGCCAGACGGCUUAUGUGCUCAGAGGAGUAGUCAUUGUCUUUGGACUCAUCUCGAUGGCCAGUGUGCCCAUUGUACAGAAAUUGGGAAUGGUCAUGCAGCUCUCUUCUACAGUGGCUGCCAUCACCUGUGGACCGCUUCUAGGCGCCUUCUCUGUUGGCGUGCUACUGCCUUUUGUAAAAACAGAGAGUUUACUUAUUGGCAUUUCAUUCGCUACGAGCUUUAUUUCCUACAUUGUGGUGCGAGCUCAGAUUGCCAUGGCCAACGGUCAGUUGAGCUCUCCCACAAAACCUGUGUCUAUUGAGGAGUGUGACUACAGCUUUGAAUUGCCCGAUAAAUGGAAUGCCACUGGCCAUAGCAGUCCUGAUGCAACAAAGUUUAACGGCUUCAAUCUGCACGAGAUAUCUUUUCUGUGGUACACUUUCAUUGGCUCCAUGGGAACUAUACUUUGCUCACUGCUGGCAACAUUUUACUUUGGAAAACAGGAUGUACGACAGGUGGAUAUGGAGCUGGUUGCACCUGUGCUGCGCAAGUAUUGGUAUGGACACUAUAAGAGUGUGUCCAGCGACGAGGAAAUUGAGAAGGACAUGGAGGAACUUAAGCUCCACGAAUCCAUAACACAACUCAAGCUCGAUGAGAAUUGCCCACAAUAA
Messenger RNA from Drosophila innubila, 1377 nucleotides. Its product is annotated as sodium-coupled monocarboxylate transporter 2-like. Gene Ontology annotation, molecular function: symporter activity. Gene Ontology annotation, biological process: sodium ion transport; transmembrane transport. The coding region runs from base 1 to 1377 and encodes 458 amino acids. The transcript is spliced from 8 exons. The record is from RefSeq and is a predicted model, not a curated record. Gene Ontology annotation, cellular component: membrane. Lineage: Eukaryota; Metazoa; Arthropoda; Insecta; Diptera; Drosophilidae.